AUGGACUCGUUAAAAGUUCAUAAUUCACUCAAGCCAGGCCCUCCUGUACCCUUCGUGCCUAUGGAGCCUGGCAAGGUCUCCUGGUAUGUGUGCGGUCCUACAGUCUACGACAAGAGCCAUCUUGGUCAUGCCCGAAACUACAUGGCCAGCGAUAUUAUUCGUCGUAUAAUGAUGCAUUAUUUUGGCUUCAACGUCAAGUAUGUGAUGAACAUGACUGACGUUGACGACAAGAUUAUCAUCAAGGCUAGGCGACAACGACUUCUACACCUCGAAAAGAAAAAGCCGUACUCCCAGGACGAAGUCAAGGCCCUUGGUCUUGCCGCCUUCCAAUCGUAUGCGUCGAAAAACUUGCCUCUCCUCGCUGAAGCAUCCAAACUGGAUGAGAUCAACUACACUGCUAAGCGGGAUGCAGCCUACGGCCGAGUGCUCUCCGGAGGCACGCUCGCUGGUGAGGGCAAGCCUGGCGAUGCCGAGACGAAGAUCAAGAUGCACAUCGGCAACAUGAAUGCCGCUGCUGAGGCCCUGAAAAAGAAUGCCAUCUUUCCCGACGCAGAUGAAGUUCUCCUACCUUACCUUGACUCCUUACACAAGGAGACAAUCGAUACCAGUGACCAGUCUAUAUUUACGGAUCUGACAAAGCGUAUGGAGGCUCUCUUUUUUGAGGACAUGGACAAUCUGAAUGUUCUCAGACCCGACGUCAUCACCCGUGUUACCGAGUACAUGCCUCAAAUAGCCAAGUUUGUGGAACAAAUCGUCGACAAGGGCUUUGCAUAUGAAGCCGAAGGCUCAGUUUAUUUUGACAUUGCAGCCUUUCAGAAAGCCGGUUACACCUAUGCUCGUUUAAGACCGGAAAGCAAAAACGACAAGGCCCUUCAGGAGGAGGGUGAGGGUUCCCUGUCUACCAACCUCGGCGGAAAGCGUGGCGCCGGCGACUUUGCCCUAUGGAAGAAGUCCAAGGCCGGUGAGCCUUAUUGGCCUAGCAAAUGGGGUGAUGGCCGACCAGGCUGGCACAUCGAAUGCUCCGUCAUGGCGUCCGAUAUCCUGGGGUCGCGCAUGGACGUUCACUCCGGUGGCGUUGACUUGGCUUUUCCUCACCACGAUAACGAAUUGGCUCAGAGCGAGGCAUACUUUUGCCAGCCCGGCAAGGGCGAGCACACGUGGGUAAAUUAUUUCUUUCACAUGGGCCACUUGUCGAUUUCAGGAUCAAAAAUGUCCAAAUCUCUCAAGAAUUUCGAGACUAUUGCAGACGCACUCGCCACCACAUACACCGCCAGGAGCAUGCGGAUCGUCUUCCUUAUGGGCAGGUGGAACGAUGGCGUCGAAAUCUCGCCUGACUUGCGGUCUCAGGCCGAUACCUGGGAGUCCGCCAUUAGUAACUUUUUCACAAAUACAAAGUCUUGGAUCAUGGAUGCUAGCGUCGGUGAUGGCGUUAAGAGCCUGUCCAUUCGUCAAGACACUCCGGCUACUGGGCUCCUUGCCGACCUAGACUUGGCCAAAAAGGAGCUUGAGGCCGCGCUCAUCAACUCCUUUGAUACCCCUCGAGCUAUGCUGGUUCUUCUCAAGCUGGUCAACACUACCAAUGUCUUUGUCAAGAACAACAAGGACGUAGAUCUCGCCCACGUCGAGGCCAUUGCCCGCUGGAUCACCAAAAUUGUAGGCAUCUUUGGUCUAGAUUCCAACGCAAGCCCUCCCUAUCACGGUCUAGGCUGGGUACCUUCCAUGGCGGCUGAUAUUGACCCGAGGAAGGCUGUCCAGCCUUAUGCUGAAGUCGUCCACGCUGUGAAGAGCGAGGUGUCUAAGCUCUCGCUCUGCAGCGACACACUCUCCAACCGGCUGUCCCAGGACCCUUCCACAGACUUCGAGUCCAUCGCCUCCAGCGGUACCCGGGACAUGGAGAAACUAUCUCUCCCCUACAUUCGUGCAGUGUCCCAAAUCCGGGAUGAACUUCGCCGCAUGAUCUCGUCUCAAAGCACGGAAAACAAAAAGGCCAUUCUCACCAUUACCGACCGCAUCCGUGACUUCGACCUGGCCAAUCUUGGCGUCUAUCUUGAUGACCGCCCAGAUAAUCAGCCGUCACUCAUAAAGUUUAUCCCUGCUGCGGAACUCAUCCGCGCAAGGGAAGAGAAGGCAGCACGUGAGGCCGAAAAGGCCCAGAAGAAGGAAGAGGCGAGGAUUGCGCGCGAGAAGGCGGAGCAAGAGGCCAAGGAAAAGGCCAAGAUGCCUCCCGAGGAAAUGUUCAAAAAGGAUGAGCGGUACAGCGCUUGGGAUGACGCGGGCAUGCCAACCAAAAUGAAGGACGGCAGCGAUGUGCCAAAGAGUCAGCUGAAGUCUUUGAAGAAGAUGUGGGACAAGCAGAAGAAAGUGCAUGAGGAGUUGAAGGCCAAGGGGGGCUUGUAG
This is a messenger RNA of Metarhizium album ARSEF 1941, 2397 nucleotides long. RefSeq names its product cysteinyl-tRNA synthetase. The transcript is spliced from 3 exons. The record is from RefSeq and is a predicted model, not a curated record. Lineage: Eukaryota; Fungi; Ascomycota; Sordariomycetes; Hypocreales; Clavicipitaceae. Gene Ontology annotation, molecular function: ATP binding; cysteine-tRNA ligase activity. The coding region runs from base 1 to 2397 and encodes 798 amino acids. Gene Ontology annotation, cellular component: cytoplasm. Gene Ontology annotation, biological process: cysteinyl-tRNA aminoacylation.